GACUCUUACAAAAUGAGUGGUCGCGGCAAGGGAGGCAAAGGACUCGGUAAAGGAGGCGCCAAGCGUCACCGUAAAGUUCUCCGUGAUAACAUCCAGGGAAUCACCAAGCCCGCCAUCCGCCGUCUGGCUCGCCGCGGCGGUGUGAAGCGUAUCUCCGGUCUCAUCUACGAGGAGACCCGCGGUGUGCUCAAGGUCUUCCUGGAGAACGUCAUCCGUGACGCCGUCACCUACACCGAGCACGCCAAGAGGAAGACGGUCACCGCCAUGGAUGUGGUGUACGCUCUCAAGAGGCAGGGCCGCACCCUGUACGGCUUCGGAGGUUAAAUCACCGCCUCAGCUCAGCUCACCUCAACACAACGGCUCUUUUAAGAGCCACACACAGCAACCAAAGAGCUCGUUUCUAUCAAUGUAAAAUUAUUUGUAUCACUUUCAAUAGAAAUAAAGGACACGUGCC
Molecule: messenger RNA, 454 nt
Organism: Epinephelus fuscoguttatus (brown-marbled grouper)
Lineage: Eukaryota; Metazoa; Chordata; Actinopteri; Perciformes; Serranidae
Product: histone H4
Exons: 1
Coding region: 13-324 (103 amino acids)
Biological process (GO): nucleosome assembly
Cellular component (GO): nucleosome
Molecular function (GO): DNA binding; protein heterodimerization activity; structural constituent of chromatin
Source: RefSeq, a predicted model, not a curated record